This is a messenger RNA of Aspergillus glaucus CBS 516.65, 2341 nucleotides long. Its product is annotated as putative GTPase activating protein for Arf. Gene Ontology annotation, molecular function: GTPase activator activity; protein binding. Gene Ontology annotation, biological process: endoplasmic reticulum to Golgi vesicle-mediated transport; intra-Golgi vesicle-mediated transport; endocytosis. Gene Ontology annotation, cellular component: Golgi apparatus. Lineage: Eukaryota; Fungi; Ascomycota; Eurotiomycetes; Eurotiales; Aspergillaceae. The record is from RefSeq and is a predicted model, not a curated record. Bases 1 to 2049 code for a protein of 682 amino acids. The transcript has 6 exons.
AUGGUUGUCGGUAUCAGUAAACGCCAGCAAUCUCGCAAUGAGAGGGCUCUCCAAGACCUCGUCCGGUCGGUCCCGGGUAAUGACCGUUGCGCUGAUUGUGGCGAGUUGAAUCCAGGAUGGGCAAGUUGGAAUAUGGGACUCUUCCUGUGCAUGCGGUGUGCUGCAUUGCAUCGCAAGUUGGGCACCCAUAUCUCCAAGGUCAAGUCCUUGACUAUGGACAGUUGGUCGUCGGACCAGGUUGAUAACAUGAAAUCCCACGGCAACAACAUCAUGAACAAAAUCUUCAACCCCAAAAACGUCAAGCCUCCGGUCCCCACCGAUAUCGACGAGAGCGACUCGUGCAUGGAACGAUACAUCCGUCAGAAAUACCAACACCGAUCGCUUGAGGACGGAAAGCCCAAGCCCCCUAGUCGCCAUGAUUCCGGUUACACCAGAUCCCCUGAAGGUUCGCCGCCGCCUCUGCCCCCGAAGAAUGGAAAGUUCUUUGGCUUUGGACUCCGCGGGUCGUCUUCUACCUCGAAUCUCCGUCGAUUUUCUACCAGCAAACCGACUUCGCCGCGAUCGCAGAGACAUGAUUCGCCUCCUGCGCCGGUUCCUGUUAAUACGGCUUCGCAGGGCAUUGGUGCUUCGAUUGGAGAUAUGGGUGCGCCUUCGUUCGAAGCGAAGUUGGCUACAUUGAGAGAGAUGGGAUUCCCCGAUGACCGACGCAACGCGGUUAUCCUUCGGGGUUUGGGUGGUAAUAUGGAGAGGACGAUUGAAUCUUUGACGAGACUAGGCGAAGGAUCAGGUGCUUCGACGCGUCCGAUUUCGCGGGCGAGGACCCCGAACCCAACUUCGACCUCCAUGGCUGCUCCCACUUCGCCAGCCAGAGCGACGACUUCGUACAACCCAUUCGAUCAAUUGGACUCGAAGCCAGCCAACCAGCCUACUGGGCAGUCGUACAACCCCUUCGAUGUGCCAAACACGCAACCUCAGUCUGCAAAUCUGGAGGCGUCGUUCCAAGGCCUGCAAGUCUCUCAGCCGUUGUUCCCGCACUCGACGGGCGGAUAUCCGCUCCCGAAUCGCCAGAACUCCCUCCCCCAGCCUCUCUACCAACAGUCUGCUACUCCCCCGGUCACAGCUACAUUCGCACAAAAUGGAUUCCUUGCGUCUCCGCAGACGCAGACGUUCGACGGCGGAAACAACCCGUUCUUCCAGUCGGCUCCCCAGCCGCAGCCGCAGCCGCAGGUUAACAACGCGAGUCCGUUUACGAGCCAAUUCCCGAAUAACACCACACAGAACAAUCCUUUCUUCAACCAGCUUACGCCGCAGUACACGUCUAUGCAGCAACCUCAGCAGACUCAAUCGGUAGCGCCGCCUGUUCCGUCCCUCCAGCAUGCGAACACGAUGCCAGUUACGUCGUCUACAUCACCAUUCGGACAGCCAUCCCCGUUCCUGCAGCCGCAGCAGCCGCAGCCGCAGCAACCACAACAACAACUCCUACAACCACAGACAACCCCGCUGGGCCAGUCGAACCCCUACAACCCAUUCCAGUCAAUGACUGCACCAAGCACACAACAGCAGCAGCCGCAAUUUCAAUCCCAAUUCCAACAACCUUUCCAAACCCAACCAACCCCGCAACAACUCAUCCCCCAAGCCACCGGUCGCGUGGACAAAGGCAGCAUCCUCUCCUUGUACAACAUCCCCUCUCCAACCCCGACUCUCGCACAGCAGCAGCAACAGCAGCAACAACAACAACAAGCAACCCUCAGCCCCCCUGAUUUCGGUAACUCGCCGUUCCAGCAGCCGUUCCAGCAACAACAACAACCCUUCCAGCCGCAGGGACAGCAACAGCAACAGCCGCAACAACAAUCAGGCCUGGGUAUCGGCAUGGGAAUGAACAUGGGAAUGGGAAUGGGCAUGAAUCCAACCGGCCCGCCGCCAUCAUCGCUGAGCAACAUGGGUUUCGCACGAAACCACUCGAGUCAGCAGAGCGUUGAUCUGAACGGACUGCAGAAUGGCCGGCAUAGUCCCGAUGCGUUUGCGAGUUUGAGUGCGCGGUAUGGGUAAUGACCUUCGUUUAGUUUUUGGUCCCUUGUUUGGGAUCCUUGGUUUUGGUUUCUUGGUUAUUGCCAGGUACAUACAUUCUCGGUGGAUAAUACGGAUUAUCUAUUCACAUAUUUUGUCCUUCUGGUCGUGUAAUAGUACUCAUUUACAUACUACUGACUUAUAGUCAUACAUAUUCGUGUUUGCAUUUCUGGCGUUGAUUGUUUUGUGUUCGUGUGUCUAGAUUGAUUUUGGGAAAUUGGUACAUAACAUAACAUACAUAAAGAUAAUAAAUAGUUCGGAGUCUCAUGAAACU